AUGGCCAAGAUCCAGCUUUGCGGAUGCGGUGGAGUGGGCGACGAGGACCUGCCGAGCGCGGCGUGUGUUGAUGGGAUCGUAUUGGCCGGUGAUUCCUUCGCUUCGCAGACAGUAAUUAUGGCUCGGCUUUUCGCAAACUCUGAGUGCGAGACGGUGGUCUGCGUGGAAGCAAGGCAAAAGACGAGUGCCUCGACGCUUCAAUUCAUCAUGCCUUGGACUGGCCUUUCCACCCCUCCUGAUUACAUCACUUCUGAGAGACGUCCUUCAUGCGGAGACAAACCGCCUCCACAGACACGGGCUAAUUUCCGCAGAUCGCCCAUCCAGACUAACCGACAGCCCUACCUCCUCGCGCCAAGUCCCGUUACGCAUCCGCUUUAUCCAGACCCAGAUACGGUGUCAGUUACGCAGUACACCGCAACCAUCUCGUUCGCCUCGCAGGCCUCGUCAUCUUCGUGUUUUGCCGUUCCGAAUCGAAAACGAUCGCUCGCGACGACAGCGACUUGUCGGCAAACAAUACCUGGGGCCGAGUGCCAGUAUCUCUGCUGCCGGUCGGGACUCUGGCUCAAUGCAGGAGGACCUUUGAGCUUCUGA
Molecule: messenger RNA, 591 nt
Organism: Sodiomyces alkalinus F11
Lineage: Eukaryota; Fungi; Ascomycota; Sordariomycetes; Glomerellales; Plectosphaerellaceae
Exons: 7
Coding region: 1-591 (196 amino acids)
Source: RefSeq, a predicted model, not a curated record